Molecule: messenger RNA, 1345 nt
Organism: Erpetoichthys calabaricus (reedfish)
Lineage: Eukaryota; Metazoa; Chordata; Cladistia; Polypteriformes; Polypteridae
Product: hepatitis A virus cellular receptor 1 homolog
Exons: 7
Coding region: 55-894 (279 amino acids)
Source: RefSeq, a predicted model, not a curated record
AAGGAACAAGGCAGCCAUUGAGACGGCCCACUCGCCAGCAGCUGUGCGAGCCGCAUGCCUACCCCUGUCACUCGCCUGCCUGGAACCACAAUGGCCCGCAGCAGCUGCCCGUCACUCGUCGGCCAUCUCCUGCUCCUGCUCGCCCUCGGUGACAUCUCACGGGGGAAGACCCACAGUGUGCACGAGGGGGAGACAGCCAUCCUUACCUGCAACUACUCAAUCAAGUAUGGCCUGCGGCCCGUCUGCUGGGGCAAAGCCUGUGGAACCAUGUGGUGCCAUGACGAAGUCAUCCAGACUGACGGCCAGCGUGUCACAUCCAAAAGGUCCAGCCGCUACACACUAAAGGGCGACAUGCUGGGUGGAGACGUCUCCCUCACCAUCCAACAGGUGAAACCCACCGACGCCAGCUCCUACUGCUGCAGGGUGGAUAUCGAGGGCUACUUUAAUGACCAGAAGGUGCUUCACACACUGCAUGUACUGAAAGCACUUCCUCGGACGACAACUGAGCCCAGUGUGGGAACUGCAGCCACCGCGGUGCAGAUGACGUCCCAUCGGCCACCAGCAGCCAGUAACUGGAUUGAGGAUGACGCCCCCAGUGUAUCAGGUGCAAGACCACCACAGUGGAACGCCACCCUGACUCGACCUUCAGAUAUCGAGGAAAGCACAAUGAAAGGCCAGCACUCGAACAUCGCCAUGCUGGUGGCCUGCGUGACCGCCUCCGUCCUGACGGUCCUCAGCUCGCUGGCGGCGCUCAUCUUCAAGUGUAAUCUCCUCGAGAAAGUGUGGCAGCACGCUGGAAGCGUGACGCCCACCUCGGCCGCCGUGCCCCAGCACAUCAUUUAUGAGAUAAACGCUGGACGACAGGCACAAGAGAACAUCUACAACUUGGACUAGCGGCCUCAGCGGAGCCCCUCUCGCACGUUCAGAGCGGUCAGUUGGGGGGGGGGGCUGCGGUGGUCUCAGCCGGACUUGAAUUAACACAAACGUUACUGUUCGUCGUCUCAUGUGUGUGAAUGGCUUCUGUUUGGAGGAGCGAUGGGCACAAUCAGCCCCAGUCCAGCGACCACAGGAGUUUUCUUAGGUGGGGCGAGGGGCACUGCCUGGUGUCCAACAGACACACAGUUUGAAGGUCUGCCCAUUUGGGUCUCAUCAGACCAGAGGAGGUUUCUUCUCCUGCCACCGUCGGGCCACAAACACCUGAUUGACAGAGUACCGUCUGAGGUGGCCGUCCUUUCAUUUCAUCGGAGGACUUGUGAAGUUCUCUUUGAGUGACCACUGGGUCCUUGGUCGCCUCCCUUACCUGCUAAGGUCACACAGUUAACUCUAGGUAGAGUCCUGGUGGUCC